This is a messenger RNA of Corvus hawaiiensis (hawaiian crow), 4855 nucleotides long. It is a transcript of the gene SHROOM1, whose product is annotated as shroom family member 1. Gene Ontology annotation, biological process: actin filament organization. The record is from RefSeq and is a predicted model, not a curated record. The transcript is spliced from 9 exons. Gene Ontology annotation, molecular function: actin filament binding. Bases 448 to 4512 code for a protein of 1354 amino acids. Gene Ontology annotation, cellular component: adherens junction; apical junction complex; apical plasma membrane. NCBI's taxonomy places the organism in Eukaryota, Metazoa, Chordata, Aves, Passeriformes, Corvidae.
GACACUUGGGAGUGCAUUGUGAACUCUUCAGGCUGUGAUCUGCAGAAGUUCUGCUUCACUGACUUUGAGAUCUUUCCUGUGGGCACAGCUGGAAUGUGGAACCAGAGCACUGGCUUCUGUUUUAUAAAGAGAAUAUUGGAGGUAGAAAAUUUGCACGGUCUGUACUCACUGUGAACAUGCCUUCAGAUUGCUCGAGCUAACAGUCUCCUCCUCACCUGUGUUCAGUGCUUGGAAGUUUUCCACAUACCACAAGAGAAACAUCACCCUGAAACCUCUCUUUCUGCCAGCUUUAUGAGGCCCCACCACAGAAAUAUGAUAUUGGGAAUGGCAGAUUAGUGUCUGGAUCAUCUAGAUAUUACUGCAAUGUGACUGUAGAGAAAAAUGUUCAUUUCUAACAACUUGGUUGUGGACUUUUAAACAGACUUGGAUUUCUGGAAAUACUACAACAUGAGUUCAGCUGGGAAUGAGAUAGAAAGAUGGAUACACAGGCAGGGUGGCAGAACUGGGAAGCUGGCAGAGCCUGUGACCUCUUCUGAAAAUGAUCGUAUUUUGUCAGUGAAGUCAAUCAGCAGCAUGGACCAUCUCUUGCACCUCCCUGGAAGGGCAGAUUCUGCUUACAGCUCUUUCUCAGGAGGAUCAAAUGUUCCAGAGUACCCCAUACCAUCAUGCCAUGGUGAAUACUGCUGUGUACCUCCAGAGCAGGUCUCGUACAUGGACUCAGAAUAUGUAACAGGAAUUUAUAAUUUCGGUGCUGCACACUUUGACCUCAGAUCCCCCCAGCCAUACAAGGCACCAGACCUGAGCACCCACAACAACUCUCAUAGCACUAGUCUCACAGAUCACUGUGGAAUCACUCCUACCCAAAGGACUUCAAAUCAGGAACCUCCAGCCCUGGCAGCACCUCCACCAUUCCCUCUCACGCGACUUGACAGCUAUAACAUCACUAAUAGACACUUGGAAAAGUCAAGAGGGAGACAAGGCUCUGUAGGGCAUACUGAGUGUAGUGUGCAGCCAGCUCCUGGUGCACAGGACAGCCAGCUGGCAGAUAGGGAUGUACUGUGGAGUCAAUGCUGGGAUGCAGUCACCGAGCAAGAUCUAGGGCCUAAUAGGGAAAAGACUCUGGAAAACAAGGGCCUUUCUUCUGAUUUUACAAAUGAGGUAUCAAAAGUUCAGGGGUUAAAGAUGGAGGAAAAUGGAGAAUGGAGCCCAUCACAACAGCCUACAAAGAGAAGUAAUCCACACAUUUUCAGCAGACCUUCUUCAUUCAUUUUUCAAGAAUAUUUAAGGACAGACUCUGUGGCGAAUGUCCCCGAAAUACUUUCUGCUUAUAAUUCAGUUCAUGCUAAUAAAAUUCCCAAAGAGAUGCGCUCCGAAUCCUAUCACCGAGCACAUUCCAACCCUAAAGGUGUUAAUGAUGGACAGGAAGUCAAACAGUGUCCCUGGGGUGUGUCUAAGCCAAGUGCCAGAGAAGCAGCUCUGCCAAGCACUGUACCAGGGCCCAGCCAGAGGAAAAAGUCCUUGCCCUGUACUCAGGGCCUGCUGCAUGCCAGGUGGCAUUUAGGCAUGGGUCAAGAUGUGUUUGGGGACAGCUCGGAAUUAAAAUAUAUGGAGAAUGCUCUUCUAAAUGAAAAUGCUCCCAGGAAGCUGAACAGUUGUACAGACAAAAGUCAGUGCUAUGAUUCUGAAGGAAAAAGUGUGAGCGGUAUUAGUGAACCAGCCCCAAACCAGCAAAACAAAGUGCAGAGAUCACCAUUGUCCUGCAGCUGCAAUGCUAUGGAAGUGGAACACCCUCAGUGUGAGGAAUCGGAUCGGGGAAGAAAGCAAUGCUGUGAUGGCACAAGCCAAAUGGCUUUUUUCAGACCAAAGGAAGAUUCCACAUCUCAGUCAUUAUGUGAAGUCCAGAAAGCAAACCAGGGUAAUAACAGCAGUCCCGACCUCAGCACCCAUCUGGAACAAGAAGAACCUCCUGUUCAGCAACACCAGCCUGUAUUUCAAACACAGCUCUCAAGACAGCUUCAGGAGGACCAUGCUGGUGAACAAAUAACCAGGCUGGCAACUCCCAUGCUUUACUAUCUUUCUGCAUGGAAAACCACCAAUGUCCUGCACCCCAACAAGCUCACCUACAGUCAAGAGGACUCAAGGAGCUCACCAAAGGAAAUUCCUUCAAGCAGCAAUGCUGCCUUAGCACAGUGUCUAGAGAUACAAAGAGAAGGCCAUCAGCUUCAGAGGAGCAGCCACCACCAUCUGUGCAGUGCUGAUGAUCUCCUGCUUCAGACAAAAGAUCUUAUUCUUAGGAGUCCUGCCUCAGUCAUGGAAGAGAGUUUCCGGAAUGACUAUAUAGAGAAAAUUAAAGUGGCUCAGAAAAAGGUUCUCAAAGAAACUUCCUUUAAAAGAAAAGACUUACAGAUGAGUUUGCCUGUCAGACUGAGACAGAAAUCCUCUGAAAGGCCAUCAAUUGAACACCUUUGGUCCUUCUCAUUAUCCAGUGCAAGCGAGGAUGCCAAACCUGUUCCUUGCUCCCCUUCUCAUCUUGAAUCCUUGGAAAGUUUCAACAGAGAUGAAGAAAUAAGGAGGCCACAAAAAGGUCAAGCAGGAGGAAGGAAAAGGGUAACCCAAGAGCAAAAGAAACUGUGCUACUCUGAGCCUGAGAAGCUCAAUCACCUAAUGGAUAAGGAAGUAUCAUGGAGUCAAGUUAGGGAUGACAUCAAUGAGCAAGAUGCAGUGUCAUCCAGGAGAAGGAAUCUGGAGAGCAGAGGAAGGGCAUUUUCCAGCUCCAGGACAGAGCUGAAACAAAUCCAGCACAAUGCACUGAUCGAAUACAUGGAACGAAAGAUCGGUCAAAGACCAGGUGGCUCACAGCACCUCCCACUGCAUAAGCCACCCCUGCAGAAGAGGCUGUUGAAUCCCAAAGGGCCUCCUGUCCAUAUUUCCAACCCAAAUGGGAGCAGGAAGAUGCAAAAUGAUAAGGUUUUUUGCCAAAUUCUCUCUGAACAAAAAUCACCAGAUGUUUUUCCUCCUUUGCCUUUUGCUGCCCCACUGAACAUGACCAACAGGUGCAAUCCCAAUGAAGGGGAUGGGAAGUGUACUAGCAAGUGUCCAUCAGCUAAAAGUCUCCCACAGGCAGGUGAUUCUGCAUCUGGGAGAGCUCCUGAGAGAUCAAAAUCCACUCCUUCUUCCACAGAGGAAAUGUGCAGAUGUGCCAGAGGUGCAGCAGCAUCGUUCCGACGCUGUGUGAGCUGCCCCGGCACCUCCAGUUUCUGUGAUCCUGAGAAAGAGGGAUCCAAGAAUCAUGAACGUAAUGACAUAACUGGACAUGUGUGUGGUCAGGAGAAAAAGGAGCAGAUUCCUGAAAUCUCUAUUCCUGUCCCAAGAAGUGGAAGCAAGGAGGGCGCUCAAGUGGAGGAGGAAUGCAGAACUCAGUCUCUGAGUGGGAAUGCUGCACUCAAGCGUCCAGAACAGCAGCAGCAGCCUGCAGCUUCUCCAGUGCAGGAAAUGCAUCUCUGCACAGCAUUGGCUCAGCCUUACCAAGGCGACAAAAAUCCAGCCAAAGGUUUACUUGCCCAGGAAGCAUCUGUGCACAUCAACAAUGAUGUUCCCCUGGACAGAAAGACACACCUGUCUGAAAGGAGGCUGGAGUCUCCUCAGGACCAGCGAUACCAAGAGCUUGCCAUGGAGAUCAUUGCCAAAGACAGUUCUCUGGUGGACAUUCUCAUACCUCAUCCUCUUAGAAAAACUUCUUUGGACCUGAUGGAGGGUUUGUUUUCUGUUAACACUUCCAUGCUGGAUAAAUCACACAGGAAAAGAGGAAAAGUACAGCAUGUGCAGGAGAAUGACAGGAAAAGUCAUGGAGAUGGAUCAGAAAAAUGUCCUAAACCUGAACAUGAAGCCAAGCAAAGGAGCAAUGAUCCUGCCUCUAAGGGAAACCAAGUCCUGAAGAGGAACAGAGACAGCACAAACAAGCUAGAUGACAUCACAUCUAAGAGGUUGGAACUCAUGGCCGGUCUCCAGUCCAGGCUGCAGGUGCUGUGGGAAGAACGGGAGCUGGUUCUCUCAGAAGCCAGGGAAUGUGCCAAGCGGGGUGAGGAGCUGGAGGCCAUGGUGCGGGAUCUCUGCAAGCCAAAUGAGUUUGAGCGCUAUAUGAUGUUUAUUGGGGACCUGGAGAAAGUGGUGAGCCUCUUGCUCUGCUUGUCCAGCCGCCUUGCCCGAGUCCAGAAUGCCAUGAACAGGAUGGAUGGCAGCACAGAUGCUGAGGAGAAGCGAUCGCUGAAUGAACGGCACAAGCUCUUGGCUCAACAGCAGGAAGAUGCAAAGGAUCUGAAGGAGAAUCUGGACCGGAGGGAACGUGUGGUCUCUGGAAUCCUUGCCAAAUACCUGACAGAGCAGCAGCUCCAGGACUAUCAAUACUUUGUUCAAGUCAAGACCUCCUUGCUGAUUGAACAGAAGAACCUUGAAGAGCAGAUUAAAUUUUUCAAAGAACAGUUAGAAAAUCUCGAGCAAAGCAUCCCUGUCUAACAUCCACCACCAGGCCAGACAUUUUUACAUGUUAUUUGUCAUGUUUCCCUGGAAAUCCCCAGGCACUCUCAUAACAGGGCUCAGUUUGGUUGAUUCUUCCAAUCCUAUUUGUGCCACAACACUGACAAGUGCUUAGAUGCUCUGGGAUGCUCUAGGCACACUCUGGACAUGCUUCCAUUUGGGCAGGCCAACUGACAGCAUCUCACUGUGUGUAGCUAACGGCCUUGUGGAUGUGACUGAUAGGAUUCAUUGCUCCUAUUAACUUGGCGUGUAUUUCCCCUUCUUCUUGUCCAUCCAUCUGUUUCCAGAUCAACAUAAUCUCAAUAAAAGAACCGUACAAAUA